Nyctereutes procyonoides (raccoon dog) is the source of this 1493-nucleotide messenger RNA. It is a transcript of the gene HCFC1R1, whose product is annotated as host cell factor C1 regulator 1. The transcript is spliced from 5 exons. The record is from RefSeq and is a predicted model, not a curated record. The coding region runs from base 570 to 1247 and encodes 225 amino acids. NCBI's taxonomy places the organism in Eukaryota, Metazoa, Chordata, Mammalia, Carnivora, Canidae.
CUGGGAAAAAAUGGUCAUGUGGAGCCGCUGCAGAGCCUGAAACACUUCCAUCUGUGGGGAGAGACUGGAUGAGAGCCACCUGGGACAUCUAGGACUCGAGAUUCCGACUCCCUCCUGCCUGCUGGGCUCUCCCACAGCCCAGAUCUCGCAGCCGGCCUUUGAGGCGCCCCACCAAGUGGGUGCCUGCCCGUAUAGCCCAGGGGUUGGUCCAAGAACAGGGUGAGGAAGUGGGCAGGUGAGGCAAGACUUCUACCAGGACCCUGGCAAGCACCCAGGCUGGCCCCCAAGGUUCCUCAAGGUCAUAUGGAGCUCCCAGGGGACUUGGUCACAAGUGUCCGAGCUACUGCACCUAAAGCUUCGCAGACAACUGUCUCCUACAAAGCGCUUAACACAUGGCUCCGUUUCCCCAGAACAGAGAAACAUACUGACUUCUAAUCCCUACCCUCCCACUUUCAUAUUAGGUCCCUAAGAUCCUACUAGGUUACCCUCCCGCUCCCGGGUCAGAGUCCGAGUCCCGCGCAAAACAGGGCUCAGGGCACAACUCCCUGCCUGCCCCUUCCGAGCCGGGCAUGAACUACAAACCCCAGAAGGCGCCGCUCACCACGCCCGCCUCACCUGACCCAGAGGUACCGCGUGUGGCACAGCGCGCUCCAUCUCGAGAACUACAAAUCCCAGAGUGCUCAGCGCGACGCAGCUUCACGAGUCCGAACGUGCCCGCGAGCGGUUCCCCUUCUCGGCGCCGCACGGCCCCAACACCGCCAGCCUGUCCGGCGCGAAGGCAACCGCCGAGUACUCCCCAGAGCCUCAGGAGCCCAGGACCCCGAACCCAAAUGAUUCUACAGCAACCCCUGGAACGAGGCCCCCCAGGCCGGGCCCAGCGCGACCCACGGGCCGCGUCGGGGACGCCCCGAGCCCAGGACGUGAGCUCCCCUCUCCGAGGAGCUGUGCCCAUGAGCACCAAGCGGCGCCUGGAGGAGGAGCAGGAGCCCUUGCGCAAACAGUUUCUUUCUGAAGAGAACAUGGCCACCCACUUCUCUCGACUCAGCCUGCACAAUGACCACCCUUACUGCAGCUCCCCCCUGGCAUUCCCCCCAUCUCUGCCCCCACUCAGGAGCCCUUGCUCUGAGCUGCUUCUCUGGCGCUACCCUGGGAACCUGAUCCCUGAGGCCCUCCGGCUGCUGAGGCUAGGGGACUCCCCUACCCCUCACUACCCUGCAACCCAAACUGGGGAGAUGACGGAGCUCUGAGUGCUGGUGGGCAGAAAUACUGCCCACCCUCCCUCCCCACAACAGAGAAGACCAGCAUUCCCACUAAGGGAUCAGCUGUUCCGUGUAUUCUCCAGACCAGGCCUCUGGGCCCCAGGACCUACCCUCAACAGAGGAGGACACUGAAUCCCACAGAGCCCUGGGGUGGGAGGGGCAGAAGGGACAGGAGCAUGAGAAGGGGGGCACUUCCCCCCCUAGAAACUGAAUAAAGAUUGCUGAGCAAAUAAA